UCCAAUUUUCUGUGCCUGCGCAGAACCACCUUCACAUUCUGCAUUUCUGCUUUCUCCAUUCCGAAACUUCUUCUUUUCUUGUUCAAUCUCUCUCUCUCUUUUAAAUUGAUUUAUGCAUCAUCACAACCUUGGAGAAUUGCUUCAUCUUCAAUUGAAUUACUACUAUUGCAACUGUAAAUGCAGUUUGCGUGAUUUUGCGGUGUUGAAUUACGAGCUGUAUGGCUUCGGCGGGCGAAGAUAUGUCUAGGCCGAUUCCAACGCCGUUUCUGAUCAAAACCUACCAGCUCGUCGACGAUCGCGAUGUCGACGGAAUCAUCUCGUGGAACGCCGACGGAUCCGCUUUCAUCGUCUGGAAUCCGGCGGAUUUCGCCAGAGAUCUGCUUCCAAAGUACUUCAAGCACAACAAUUUCUCCAGCUUCGUUCGCCAACUCAACACCUACGGAUUUAGGAAGGUCGUGCCGGAUCGGUGGGAGUUCUCGAACGAGUGCUUCCGGAGAGGCGAGAAGCAGCUUCUGCGCGACAUUCAGCGGCGGAAAAUGGCGGCGAAGAUCUCUACAUCGGAGGAGCAGGUGAUCUCAUCCUCUAAUUUCAGCGCGGUGGAGCUGAUCGACGAGAACGAGCGGUUGCGGCGACAGAACGUGGAGCUGAGGAGAGAAUUGGGGGAGAUGAAGAAUUUAUGCGACGGCAUUUACGCGCUGUUGUCUAACUACGGCGGCGGCAGGUGUGAGGAAGGUGUGCGUGCUUGUAAAUUGUACAUGACGGAGAAUUUGAAGGCUCUGGAGCUGCUUCCGUCGACGAGAUUCUGCGGGGCGGCUGAAGGUACGUCGGCGGAGGAUGAGAUGGAUUUGGAGCUCCGGCUGCCGGGAGGAGAUGCUAAACAUGAACCGUUUGAUGGUGGGGAAUAUGUGUAACACUCGCGGUGAUUUUUAUCGAGGAUCAAUAAUGGUUCUCAUUUACUACCUGAAUCUCGAUUUGUUAAUUGGAGAGAAAAAAAUUUAGUGAAUAAGUUCGGAUUAGUAUAUACUCCUAUAUACUUUGACCGUGACAAAAUUAGAAUUUGGAACGGUUGUGUGUUUUGAAUAAAAUAUAAACAUAAUUGUAAGAAA
Salvia splendens (bonfire salvia) is the source of this 1106-nucleotide messenger RNA. Its product is annotated as heat stress transcription factor B-2a. Gene Ontology annotation, biological process: regulation of transcription by RNA polymerase II. Gene Ontology annotation, molecular function: RNA polymerase II cis-regulatory region sequence-specific DNA binding; DNA-binding transcription factor activity. Gene Ontology annotation, cellular component: nucleus. The record is from RefSeq and is a predicted model, not a curated record. NCBI's taxonomy places the organism in Eukaryota, Viridiplantae, Streptophyta, Magnoliopsida, Lamiales, Lamiaceae. The coding region runs from base 219 to 911 and encodes 230 amino acids. The transcript has 2 exons.